AUGGACCCGGAAAGUACACAUUUUCAAAGGGUAGAAAGUGGCUUUAAGAAGUUAUUGAACUCUAUGGAGAUAGCUAAAGUGAAUAGUAUAAAGCGGCUGGAGAAAAUUACAGAAAAAUUAACUGAAAAUAUACCUUUAUGUAUUGAGAAGAUAAGAAACAGUGAUGGCAAAUUUGAUUAUACAAUUGCAGAUAUAGAUCUUCCAGAUAUUAUUAUAGAACCAAAUGAUGAAUAUAUGGAACAUUUACUUAAGGAGUGUUAUAUGGAUAUUAUAUGUUCUGGAAUUACUGGUUAUAUUGAAGAUGCUAAAAGUACUGAGACAGUUGCUAUUGAUGAUACAAGUUGUAAUGAUGAGACUGUAAAUAUAGAGAAAUUAUUUUGUAAUAAAGCAAUGGAAUUGGAAAAGAAUAAUGGGAACAUUCAGGUAGAUGAUUAUCAUUUUAGUCCUAAUGUUAAACCUACUAAGGAUGAAGUUGGUUUUGUUGCUAGUAUGAAGAGAUUAUGGGAAAAUAAAACCCCAAAGGUAAGGAAUUUAUGGCAAGAUAAGAAAGAUUCAUUGAUUAAUAAUGAUGAUAAAACACUGCCAAAUAAACUAGUAAAAGUUGAUAUUUCACCACUUUAUAUUGGAGGGAACAUGAGUAAUAUAAUGAGCAAUACAAAUAACUAUUUUGAUGUUAAUAUACAAGAUAAUAAGGAUAAAGAAUAUAUGGAUGAUAUUGAAGAUAAUAUUGAGGAUGAUGGGAGAGGAUUUCAAUCUGAACAAUCAAGUAUAGUAAAGUCUAUUUGUUCAGUAUCUUGUGAUAGGGACGUAACAUCUCCGGGGUACACAAACGUAUUGACUACAGAGCUGUCACCAGCACAAAGUCCUCCUUUAUUAGUAAUGACUCCUGAAACACCAGUUCCAUUAGUGAAAUCUAUCCCUUCUACUUCUCAAAGAACUAUACAAGUCUUAGAUUCAUCUGCAAAGACAGAAUGUAAGGUUAAUACAAUAGAAGAUACUAAUAAGUCUAUAGAGUCUUCAAAUUUAGUAAAUGAGGAUUCUCCUCUCCCUCCUCGUCCAAUUCGUAGACUAACCAAUGAUCAGAUAUCUUCUCAAGAAGAAAAAGUAAUAGAAAAUAUGACAGGCAAUUUAACAGAAAAUGAAGCAAGACAAUCUUCUCAAUACGCAGGUUGUGAUAUUAUAUUGCGUGAUAAAUCUAUACAAGGUGAGAAAACACCUGUUUUAUCCACUAUUUCUGAGGAAUGUUCUAGAGAUACAAAGGAAGAUAUAAAAGUAGAAGAUUCUGACGUUAAUAAUAGUAUUGGAUUUUUACGCCCAGAAAGGAUUAGUUACGUUAAGAGAAGUGGAUUGAGAUCAAUGUUACAUCAUUCAGCUCAACGAAUAAAUUUAGAGAAUAACAGUUCUACAUUGACAAAUUCUGAGAAUUUAUCUAGGAAUUCAAUAAGUUGUCUAGUAAAAACUCCACCUAAUUAUAAAGGAAUGAGUAAUAUGAAGAUUAAAAGAACAGGAGAUAGUCCAUGUAGGCGUUAUCACAAAAGAUUGAAAUUAAUUUCUCAAAAGAAUAUUGAGGAAAAUUAUGAAUUGACAGAUAGUGAAGAUGAUGAGAAGAAAAGUAACGGUAAGACUACAAACAAAUGUCCAAAGAAAGUUCCUAUAUGGGCAAGAAGUGUUAAUUGGAUACCACAAAUACAAAAACAAAGGCACAUUGAUCCAUUUAGUAUAUUUGGUGAUUCAUGUAUGUUUAUGGAUUUGGAAGAUGUAUUUCAAAGAACAUGGUAUAUAUCUACUGUAGCACGUGACAAUAGGAUUAAAGCAUGGCAAAGUGACCGUGUUUCAUCUUUAAACUGGAGUGAUGAUUCACUAACCUCUGAUGAAUUGAAGAGAUACAAACUCCAAAUGGGUUUUUAUAUUGAUAAAUCUAAUGAAGUCUAUGUAACAGAACCUUGUUAUACCCCUUCUCCUAACCCUACUACAAAAGGGGCUUGGAACCAUAUAAAUAAACAAAGGAUUACAAAUGGAGGUACUACUGUUAUUAGGAAGGCACUAAAUUUAUCUAUUCAUCGUAAAAGCAACAAACACUUGACUACACAGAUAAAUUAUGUACCUCAAAAUUCUUCAUUUAUGCAACAGCAACUAUAA
Molecule: messenger RNA, 2139 nt
Organism: Cryptosporidium muris RN66
Lineage: Eukaryota; Apicomplexa; Conoidasida; Eucoccidiorida; Cryptosporidiidae
Exons: 1
Coding region: 1-2139 (712 amino acids)
Source: RefSeq, a predicted model, not a curated record